CAGGCCUAUGAUGUGAUGUAGAACAGAGGAAAAUACAAUUAACUGAUAAUUGAAAAAAGAAAGAAAAACAAAAAGAAAGAAGAAAACACGCUAAUUUCAUUAAACCGAAAGUCUCGAUGGCAAUUUAAACCGUAGUAGGCUACACUGCAAAUCUUCUUCUUCUUCGUCUCCUUCAAUUCUUGGAUUCUUCAACCCUGCCAACAAAAUAAACAACACUUCUCCUCCAUAUCUACCUUUGGCCAUGAGACAGUUCACUCUCCCCUGUCUUUUACGCCACCGAAUCUCAAUUCUUUCUGGCGCCGCAUAUUCUCGUACGGCCGCACGUCUUUCUUCUUCUUCUACCCUAACAACAUCCACCACCGAGCCGGAGCUCUCACAACCACCGAUAAGUUCCGAUAUCCUACUCGACUCAAUACGAUCUUCUCAGUGGCAUUUCGUCGAACAGAUUACGGGCAAGCUCACACCUUCCCUUACAUCAACAACUCUGCUCAGCCUCGUCAAGACUCCUGAUUUAGCUCUCAAUUUCGUCAACCGCAUCGAUCUUAGCUGCUUGGACUUCCCAACACAGUGCCUAGCGAUAGCUGUUGUCUCUAAGCUCUCUUCUCCCAACCCAGCUCUUCAGUUACUUAAAGAAGUCAUUACUAGUACACGUAUUAGUGUUAGAGACAUUUUCAAUGAAUUGGUGCUUGCUCGUGCUCGACUAGAGACUAAAAGCACCAUUCUUUUGGAUCUUUUGGUCAGAUGCUGCUGUCAAUUGAAGCUUGUGGAUGAAGCAAUAGAGUGCUUUUACUCGAUGAAGGAGAAAGGUUUUGAUCCCAAGACUGAAACUUGUAAUUGCAUUCUGAGUUCGUUAUCAAGGUUGAAUCUAACAGAGAAAGCUUGGGUCUUCUACGCUGACAUGUAUAGGAUGGAGAUCAAGUCGAAUAUAUACACUUACAAUAUAAUGAUCAACGUGUUGUGCAAGGAAGGGAAGUUGAAAAAGGCCAAGGGAAUGUUGGCAAUGAUGGAGUGUUUUGGUGUUAAGCCUAACAUUGUCACUUACAACACUCUUGUUCAAGGGUAUUCGUUGAGAGGACGGAUCGAAGGAGCUCGUAUGGUUAUCAAGGAAAUGAAAUCUAAAGGCUUUAAACCAGAUUUGCAGACAUACAAUCCGAUCCUGUCUUGGAUGUGUAGUGAAGGAAGAGCUUCUGAGGUGUUGAAGGAGAUGAAGGAGGUGGGUUUGGUUCCGGACUCUGUUUCUUACAAUAUAUUGAUCCGUGGUUGUAGUAACAAAGGAGAUUUGGAGACAGCUUUUGCUUAUAGGGAUGAGAUGAUGAAAAAAGGUUUUGCGCCAACGUUUUAUACUUACAACACGUUGAUUCAUGGUUUGUUUAUGGAGAAUAAGAUAGAAGCUGCUGAGAUGUUGAUAAAGGAGAUUAGAGAGAAGGGCAUUGCCUUGGAUGCUGUCACGUACAACAUACUCAUAAAUGGAUAUUGUCAGCUUGGUGAUGCAAAGAAAGCCUUUGCGUUGCACGACGAAAUGAUGACCGAUGGAAUUGAGCCGACGCUGUUUACUUAUACAUCGCUUAUUUAUGUCUUAUGUAGAAGAAGAAAAAUGAGGGAAGCAGAUGAGUUGUUUGAGAACGUUGUAGGCAAGGGAAUGAAGCCUGAUCUUGUGAUGUAUAAUGCAUUGAUCGAUGGCCAUUGUUCUACCGGUAACAUGGACCGUGCGUUUUUGCUUCUUAAGGAGGUGGAUAAGAUGAGAAUCGAUCCUGAUGAUGUGACGUACAAUUGCUUGAUGAGGGGGCUGUGUGGAGAAGGUAAAUUUGAGGAAGCUCGUGAGCUGAUGGGGGAGAUGAAGAGAAGAGGAAUCAAACCUGACCAUAUUAGUUACAACACUCUAAUAAGUGGGUACAGUAAGAAAGGUGAUACAAAGCAAGCUUUCAUGGUUCGAGAUGAGAUGUUGAGUCUCGGGUUUAAUCCAACUCUUCUCACCUACAAUGCUCUGUUAAAGAGUUUGAGUAAAAACCAGGAUGGGAGAGUUGCAGAAGAAUUACUAAUGGAAAUGAAAAGUGAAGGGAUUACUCCUAAUGACAGUACCUACUGCUCUGUAGUUGAGGCAAUGUCUAAUUUGGAACAGGGUGCAGAAAAGUCUGAUAAUUGAUGAUAGUCAUUUUGUCUGUUUAGGUUGAUGUGUUUCAGACACUAUUUAUUUAUUUGUAAUGUAGUCUGAUGAUGAACACUUUGUUCUA
Messenger RNA from Brassica rapa (field mustard), 2231 nucleotides. Its product is annotated as pentatricopeptide repeat-containing protein At2g15630, mitochondrial. The record is from RefSeq and is a predicted model, not a curated record. Gene Ontology annotation, molecular function: protein binding. NCBI's taxonomy places the organism in Eukaryota, Viridiplantae, Streptophyta, Magnoliopsida, Brassicales, Brassicaceae.